AGUCCGUCUGUAUUUGAUUGCAUCCUGCGCUCUCAUCUGCUCUCUCCCCACCUCGCGGAGGUGCUGUGAAAAGCGGCUGAGCUCCGAUGCAGCCGCUGUCACCUUUUGCUGGCCCAGCGGUGGGGCUUCCAUCAGGAGCCCGGAGCGGUGCUGGGAGCACUGCCUGCGGCUCAUCCUGCAGUCAGGCGGGGAGGAACGGCACUCGUUAUUCCCCGAGCAUGAGCUGCCCGUGCUGCGUGUGCAACGCAUAGCGCUGAGCCCCAGCCCUCCUCGGCGGGGCCGGAGUACCUGCUGGGCUCCCCACGUCACGGCGCUUGGGCUAUAAAGCGCAGGCAGCGCAUCGCCUCUCGCUCCGACUCUGUGGGAGCUGCACAAAAGCAGCAAGAUGUUCUAUUCAGGCGUUCUGACGGAGCCGACGAGGAAAGAAGUAGAGAUCCGGGAGGCCGCCUCGCUGCGCCAGCAGAGGAGGAUGAAGCAGGCAGUGCAGUUCAUUCACAAGGACUCUGCAGACCUCCUUCCCCUGGAUGGACUGAAGAAACUGGGGACUUCCAAGGACACUCAACCACACAACAUCCUGCAGAGACGCCUGAUGGAGACAAACCUAUCAAAGCUGCGAGGCAGCAGAGGCAGCUGGGCUUCCAAGAGUGAUGCCCCAGCACAGAGCAAUAGGUUGAACCAAGCCAAACUGGGGAGCUCCAGGAGCGUCGAGGAUGAGGAGCUCCUGGUGGUGAGCUGCCAGUGUGCUGGGAAGGAGCUGAAGGCUGUGGUGGACACUGGCUCACAGCACAAUCUGAUGUCAGCAGCCUGCCUGGACCGGCUGGGGUUAAGGGAACGCCUGGAAGUACUGCCCAGUGAGGAGGAGGAGAUCUCGUUGCCACGCAGCGAGAGGGUGAUCGGCCGCAUCGACCGCCUGGUGCUGGCAGUGGGAGCGCUCCGCGUGGAGUGCGCAGUGCUCGUUGUGGAAGACAGUGAGAAACCCUUCUCCUUUGGCCUGCAAACACUGAAGUCCCUGAAGUGUGUCAUAAACCUGGAGAAGCACCAUCUUGUUCUGGGCAAGACGGAGAGGGAGGAAAUCCCAUUUGUGGACAGUGUUGGUGCUGGGGCAGGAGAGAACACUUUGGAAGCAUAGAGAAAAAUGGAAAUGCCAUCCCCACACGAGAGCUCAACAUCAAAGAAAUUCUCUGCAGCUGUUCCAAAUGAAACAGCAAUGCGCUGCUUGAAAAUAUUUAUAUGAGGCUACGGCUUGAGUAUAGCUAAAUGAAACCUGUUCAGUAGCCAGUACCUUAGAGAUAUUGUCAUGUUUAUCUUUGGGUUUUGAGAAACAAAUGUGUGCUUAUUUUCUGGACUUUUCUAUAGUGCUCUCUUUAUUACGAACA
Messenger RNA from Lagopus leucura (white-tailed ptarmigan), 1376 nucleotides. It is a transcript of the gene NRIP3, whose product is annotated as nuclear receptor interacting protein 3. Gene Ontology annotation, biological process: proteolysis. The transcript is spliced from 7 exons. NCBI's taxonomy places the organism in Eukaryota, Metazoa, Chordata, Aves, Galliformes, Phasianidae. The record is from RefSeq and is a predicted model, not a curated record. Gene Ontology annotation, molecular function: aspartic-type endopeptidase activity. Bases 386 to 1129 code for a protein of 247 amino acids.